AUGACAGAGGCCGAGCGGCUGGUCUUCUUGCGCCGCUCCCUGGCCCGGGCCCGGAUCCAGAGUUUGGAACUCGAGUCCCAGCGCGCUCAGCAGGAAAGAGCUUUAGCCGAGGCUUAUGCGCAGCGGCGUGAAAAUCAGAUCGCGCAGCGGCGGGAAGAGCGUCAAGCAAGGCUGCGCGAGCUGCAGGAUCUGCAGGACAAGGCGCGCCCUCCACCGCGCAGCCCAGAGCUCGAAGCAGAGAAGGACCCAGAGAUCUCUGCCCUGUUGGCCCAACGGCCCUCACUGAAAAAGCGGUUGCGGCCGCCGCUGCAAAGUGCUGUGUGGGCCCCGAGAAGCACGGCAGAGUACAGUAGAGUUUGUGGGGCUGGCAGAAGCGCGACAUUUUGCCAUCAUCAUCGUCGUCAUCAGCAUGACCAGCAUCUCGGUCGGCGUGAUGACUUAGGUUUCAGUUGA
Symbiodinium sp. CCMP2456 is the source of this 453-nucleotide messenger RNA. The record is from the annotation of a GenBank genome assembly. Lineage: Eukaryota; Dinophyceae; Suessiales; Symbiodiniaceae.